AGCUCCUAGUCAGCAUCUUCCUCGACAUCAACUCACCCACCCACCCACCGACAAGAUGAGGUCAUUCGCUCUCCUCGUCGCUGCCGGCGUCGCCCUUGCCCAGGACAUCGGUAGUCUCCCUCCGUGUGGUCAAACUUGCAUCACCAACAUGCUCGCCAUCGCGCAAUCCACAUUCGGCUGCGCAUCUGGCGAUGUCGUCUGCUACUGCAGCGAGGCGCGCUUCGGAUAUGGCGUUCGUGAUUGCUCCAAUGAGGCUUGCUCCGCCGACGAUGCUGCCUCAGCCAUCUCAUUCGGCACCAGCUACUGCGCCUCUGCUGCUGCCUCGGCGAGCGGUGCGUCAGCUUCUGCGGUCUCUACGGGAGCUCUCGGUAUACUGUCGUCCGCCCUUGGUACGGCUACGCCUACCGCUACCGGUGCCGACACCACCAUGACCACCAUGCCGUCUGGCACUGGUGGUGCGGCUUCCAGCAUUGCCUCUUCACUCGGCUCCGAAUUAGCAUCUGCCACUGGAUCUGCCCAAUCGGCCCUCUCCUCGAUUGAGUCCUCAGCCGCUUCAGCCGCCUCUUCCGCUGCCGCGAGUGCAAGCGACGCCGCCUCGAGUGCUGCCUCCAGCAUUUCCUCGGCGCUCGAGUCCAUCACGGGCUCUCCGACUGGCUCUGGAACUGGUGCCGAGUCGACUGGAGGCGCUCCCAAGAUGACUGCCCUCCCACUCGCUGGUGCUGCUGGCAUGGCUGCUUGGCUGCUGCUCUAAGCGCCUACCUCGAGGCGAAGUCCGACGCCCUUGCUCGAUGGUAUAAUGUCUAAAAUGUUGGUACCUGAAAGGGUGACCAUAUGAGGAGGGCAUUGGCUUUCUUUGUAAUUGUUUGGGUCGUCAAUGCAUUGUCUACGCUUCAGCGCAGUCAGUCCUUGCCCGGGUGUUUUCCUUCUCUUCACCUUGCUCAGGAGGCGGUAUGAUGUUCACGACGCAUUACGCCGUACAUGUCUCUCGAUGCAUGCGCUAGGUUGCAGCGCUUUGAUACCCUCUUUGCGGGAUGACCGGGUGGCCCUAUGAGUGCCGUAGCUAAUACCAAAUGACUAAUAUUCACUUACACUA
Messenger RNA from Trematosphaeria pertusa, 1093 nucleotides. Its product is annotated as CFEM-domain-containing protein. Bases 56 to 751 code for a protein of 231 amino acids. NCBI's taxonomy places the organism in Eukaryota, Fungi, Ascomycota, Dothideomycetes, Pleosporales, Trematosphaeriaceae. The transcript has 4 exons. The record is from RefSeq and is a predicted model, not a curated record.